Lepus europaeus (European hare) is the source of this 3450-nucleotide messenger RNA. RefSeq names its product exocyst complex component 6 (gene EXOC6). Gene Ontology annotation, biological process: Golgi to plasma membrane transport; exocytosis; intracellular protein transport. Bases 36 to 2450 code for a protein of 804 amino acids. The record is from RefSeq and is a predicted model, not a curated record. Lineage: Eukaryota; Metazoa; Chordata; Mammalia; Lagomorpha; Leporidae. The transcript has 22 exons. Gene Ontology annotation, cellular component: exocyst; membrane.
GCCGCGCUUCGCCGGUUCCUCCGCUUCCAGCCAAGAUGGCGGACAGCUGCGAGGCUCUGGGCGCCGUCCCGGAGCACGAGCGAAUCUUGCAGGAGAUCGAGAGCACUGACACCGCCUGCGUAGGGCCCACCCUCCGGUCUGUGUAUGAUGACCAACCAAAUGCACACAAGAAAUUUAUGGAAAAGUUAGAUGCUUGUAUCCGUAAUCAUGACAAGGAAAUUGAGAAGAUGUGUAACUUUCAUCAUCAGGGUUUUGUAGAUGCUAUUACAGAACUCCUGAAAGUAAGAACUGAUGCAGAAAAACUGAAGGUGCAAGUUACUGAUACCAACCGAAGGUUUCAAGAUGCUGGAAAAGAGGUGAUAGUCCAAACAGAAGAUAUUAUUCAAUGUAGAAUUCAGCAAAGGAAUAUCACUACUGUAGUAGAAAAAUUACAAUUAUGCCUUCCAGUGCUGGAAAUGUACAGUAAACUAAAAGAACAGAUGGAUGCAAAAAGGUAUUAUUCUGCCCUAAAAACUAUGGAACAAUUAGAAAAUGUGUACUUUCCCCGGGUUAGUCAAUACCGGUUUUGUCAACUAAUGAUAGAAAAUCUUCCUAAACUCCGUGAGGAUAUUAAGGAAGUCUCCAUGUCUGAUCUCAAAGAUUUUUUGGAAAGCAUUCGAAAACAUUCUGACAAAAUAGGUGAAACAGCAAUGAAACAGGCACAACACCAGAAAAUCUUCAGUGUUACUCUGCAGAAGCAAAGUAAUAUGAAAUUUGGGAAGAAUGUUUAUAUCAAUCAUGAUAGAAUUCCAGAAGAAAGAAAUGAAAUUACAUUGAAACAUGUACUUGAGGAUGAAGAUGAGAGUGAAGAAGAGGUCUUAACUGUUCAGGAUCUUGUUGAUUUUUCCCCUGUUUAUAGAUGUUUGCACAUUUAUUCUGUUUUGGGUGAUGAGGAAACAUUUGAAAAUUAUUACCGAAAACAAAGAAAGAAACAAGCAAGACUAGUAUUGCAGCCCCAGUCUAGUAUGCAUGAAACAGUUGAUGGCUAUAGAAGAUAUUUCACUCAAAUUGUAGGGUUCUUUGUGGUGGAAGAUCACAUUUUACAUGUGACUCAAGGAUUAGUAACCAGGGCAUACACUGAUGAACUUUGGAACAUGGCCCUCUCAAAGAUAAUUGCUGUCCUAAGAGCUCAUUCAUCUUAUUGCACUGAUCCUGAUCUUGUUUUGGAGCUGAAGAAUCUCAUUGUAAUAUUUGCAGAUACUUUGCAAGAAUAUGGUUUCCCAGUGAAUCGACUCUUUGACCUUUUAUUUGAAAUAAGAGAUCAGUACAAUGAAACACUGCUUAAGAAAUGGGCUGGAGUUUUCAGGGACAUUUUUGAAGAAGAUAAUUAUAGCCCCAUUCCUAUUGUCAGUGAAGAAGAAUAUAAAAUUAUCAUCAGCAAAUUUCCCUUCCAAGAUCCAGACCUUGAAAAGCAAUCUUUCCCAAAGAAACUCCCCAUGUCUCAGUCAGUGCCUCAUAUUUAUAUCCAAGUUAAAGAAUUUAUUUAUGCCAGCCUUAAAUUUUCAGAGUCAUUGCACCGGAGCUCAACAGAAAUAGAUGAUAUGCUUAGAAAAUCAACAAAUCUGCUGCUGACCAGAACUUUGAGUAGCUGUUUACUGAACCUUAUUAGAAAACCUCAUAUAGGUUUAACAGAGUUAGUGCAGAUCAUCAUAAACACAGCACACCUUGAACAAGCUUGUAAAUACCUUGAGGACUUUAUAACUAACAUUACAAAUAUUUCUCAAGAAACUGUUCAUACCACAAGACUUUAUGGACUGUCUACUUUUAAGGAUGCUCGACAUGCAGCUGAAGGAGAAAUAUAUACUAAACUUAAUCAGAAAAUCGAUGAAUUUGUUCAGCUUGCUGAUUAUGACUGGACAAUGUCUGAGCCAGAUGGCAGAGCUAGUGGUUAUUUAAUGGAUCUUAUUAAUUUUUUGAGAAGCAUCUUUCAAGUGUUUACUCAUUUGCCUGGGAAAGUUGCCCAGACAGCUUGCAUGUCAGCCUGCCAGCAUCUGUCAACAUCUUUAUUGCAGAUGCUACUGGACAGUGAAUUAAAACAGAUAAGCAUGGGAGCUGUUCAGCAGUUUAACUUAGAUGUCAUACAGUGUGAAUUAUUUGCCAGUUCUGAGCCUGUGCCAGGAUUCCAGGGGGAUACACUGCAGCUAGCAUUCAUUGACCUCAGACAACUCCUUGACCUAUUUAUGGUUUGGGAUUGGUCUACUUAUCUGGCUGAUUAUGGACAGCCAACUUCUAAGUACCUUCGAGUGAAUCCAAACACGGCCCUUACUCUUUUGGAGAAGAUGAAGGAUACUAGCAAAAAGAACAAUAUAUUUACUCAGUUCCGGAAGAAUGAUCGAGACAAACAAAAGCUGAUAGAGACAGUGGUGAAGCAGCUGAGAAGUCUGGUGAAUGGCAUGUCCCAGCACACAUAGACUUCACGUGGCUGGCCGGUCACAGAAUGCAGAAAUAUGCUGACGAGGGCUUUAGAAGGGAACAGGAGUAAAUAUCAUUUGUAUGUUUUUUAAAUAAUUGAUUACUAUUUUAUAUAUGGAAAAUGUGACUUUUUUCACUUUUAGAAGGAAAAGGGUAAAAUUGUAAUAUAUAAAUCACGUCAAAGAUUGUAUGUAAAAUUGAUUCUAAAAGCAUUAUUAAAAAAACCUUAUGCCUCCACUUGUAUGUAUUUUUUCUAUUUAGACUUGAUAAGUUUGUUUUUUUCAUCAGCUCCUGAGGUUUGAAAUGCAAUCGUGUCUGAUAACGGGAGUACUUUACUGUCAUUUUCUCACCUUCACCUUCUGUUCUCAUCUCAGUGUGACUUAAGUAUAUUAAAAAGUUCUAAUUCUGCUGAUUCUGAGGGAGAAGACGACAAAUAUUAAAAUUCCCUGCAAUCAAAGUCAACUCAGUAAGAAUGGGCAUUGUUUGUUCUGCUUGGGUAAUUACUUCAGUUCUAAAUAGGAAGAAAGGGUUUUGAGUUUCUAAAAUGUGCUGUUUCUGUUCCUCAGGGUUAAAAUUUGUAACCGUGUUGCUUGUACCUGACCCCACUGAACUGGUUUGGUUUGGUUCAAGUUAGAAGUGGACAGGAGCCCACUGGGACCCCUUGCUGUGCAGCGGGCGCUGGGGGAGUGGGUUUCUGCACACACUAGUCCACCGGGCUCGGGUUACUGUCCCCAAACAGCGGCUCUCCAUCAGAUCCUGGCUGUGCACACCCGCCGGAGAACCUGCAGUUGUUCACUGCCCUUUGUGUAAGGUAUUGGGGUCCACGUGGCAAUACAGAUCUGACCUUUAUUCUCCCUACGUUGUAUUUACGCUGAACACUCGCUUUGCGCUUUCAGGGUUUACACCUGUAAGAAACGAUAUACCUGGCUCUGUAAAAUAAGCACAAAGAAUUAAUGUACAUCUCUUGGUUUUGUGAUGGAUGCAGCAUUAAAAAGAUUG